Molecule: messenger RNA, 885 nt
Organism: Echinostoma caproni
Lineage: Eukaryota; Metazoa; Platyhelminthes; Trematoda; Plagiorchiida; Echinostomatidae
Source: the annotation of a GenBank genome assembly
GAUGAUUGGUCGGAUAUUCGAGAUAUGAGUGACGAGGAUGCCGAUCUCAAGGAUGUCCUUGUGCGGUCGUUAAAUGAAACGGGCAUACUUCCCAGACUUCAGGCUCAGCUUCGAGCUGCUGUUUAUCUGGCCCUGGAGAAACAUAAUUACAGUCAAAAAAUUCCUCCUGCAAAUGCAUUUCUGCGGAAUAUAUGUUCCACAGAAGAUGGUAAUCUUGCUGUUCAUGGCUACGAUCAAACCGUUGAUGAAUCUACUCGGAAGAAUGGAUACCGGAAUGCGGUUGCAUCUGAUGCCCUCACGGAUAAUGAUUCACAACCAUCGUCCGAUCGUUCGGCCGCCAUACCUUUUUCCAACCUUCAGAAUAAAAAAGUGCACGAAUCCGAUUUUGUUGAUCCCCUGUUACAGGCAACUCCAAACGGUUCGGGACCCGACCAUUCGGUUUUAAGAUCAAACGGUCGGGAAUCUGAUAGUUCUUCUUCCACACAGUCUGCUGUCGUACCUGGUCUUCGAGCCAAUGACCUGCAACCCACUCCAUCCUCACAUGAUCCGGAAAUUCGUAGUCCGUCGUUGGGUAAUGACGCCCUGGAAGUAGCCGAAAGCUUCGUCUACCUCGGGAGGGGCAUAACGACUAGCAGAGGUGUGGGCGAGAUCUCUCAACGCGUGAUCAAAGCUAGAUUAGCGUUUGCUAAUCCGCGGCAUCUCUUGCGCCGGCAUGACAUCCCUUUCACUGAAAGAGCGUGUGUGUUGCGCAGCGGUACUCACUGUGUUGAUAUAUGGCUGCGAAACCUGGCCUCUCCGAGCAGAUCACGUCCAACGACUAUCGGUCUUCGCCAACCGUUGUCUGCUCAACAUCACCCGCGUAUGGUGGGAGCAUCGCGUGACUAA